Messenger RNA from Chrysoperla carnea, 586 nucleotides. RefSeq names its product coiled-coil domain-containing protein 40-like. The transcript is spliced from 4 exons. Gene Ontology annotation, biological process: axoneme assembly. NCBI's taxonomy places the organism in Eukaryota, Metazoa, Arthropoda, Insecta, Neuroptera, Chrysopidae. The record is from RefSeq and is a predicted model, not a curated record. The coding region runs from base 11 to 586 and encodes 191 amino acids. Gene Ontology annotation, cellular component: cytoplasm.
UAGAAGAACAAUGGACGAAGAUUGGGAUAAAAAUUAUGCCGAAAAUAUUCGGAUGGAUGACAAUUAUCCAUCCGAUAACCAGCCAACACGAUUACAACACAUGCUAUUUGAUUUACAAACGGAACCAGAAAGAUUGGAAGAUGCAGAUGGAAAUUCUGUAAUUGCUCCACCAAUGUAUAGAUGGACUACGGAAGCUAGCACCACUGAACCGCAGGAGCCGAAAGAAAAUAAAGAAGUUCUGAAUCCUCACCACCCACUAUUAGCUAGAUUCCAACAAACUCUUAAGGCACAUCUCACAAAACAAAUCGAAAAACUUAAUGUUGAAAUGUUAGAAUUGGAAACUUCCAUUAAAGAGGAAGAAAAACACAAAGAAGCUUUGGGUGUUAUGGUUUAUGAUAAACAACAAGAUAUAAGUCGCCAACAAAAUAUACUUGAAACAGUUGAAAAGGAUUUACAAGAUUUAGUUGCUAAACGUGAAAAACAUGAAGAAGAUGUUAUGAAUUUAAGGAAAGCACAUCAACUUGAAUAUCAAGAACUUCUUAAAGCUGAAGAGCAAGGUAUGUACAGAAAGAAAUCUAAGACAUGA